AUGCCCUCGUACACAUCAAUCCACCUUGCCGAACGGCCACAAGACGGUGUUGUUGCCGGCAAGACCUUCACGCCAAAGCAACAAGAAGUCCCAUCGGCAUCAUCCCUCAAAGAUGGCGAGGUCCUCUUUCAGACACUCUAUUUGUCACUUGACCCAGCGAUGCGCGGCUGGUUGAACCCGACGCGUUCUUACAUUCCUCCAGUUGAGAUUGGCGCUGUGAUGCGCGGCAGCGGUAUUGGCCUUAUCGUCGCAAGUAAGAGCAAGAAAUUCCCUGUUGGUACAUACGCGACUGGUAUGUGUGGAUGGUCCGAGUACUCUGUGCUUAAUGAGAAGCAUGUCGAAUCAUUGGAUCUGCCAGAAGGCGCUGUGCCAACUGACGCGCUGGGCGUGUUGGGAAUGACUGGUCUUACCGCCUACUUCGGUAUCCUGGAGAUUGGUCAGAUCAAAGCGGGAGAUUUCGUGGUAGUCAGCGGCGCAGCUGGCGCCACAGGAAGUGUCGUGGGCCAAAUCGCUAAGCUGAAAGGCGCAAAGGUCUUGGGACUUGCUGGCGAGGAUAGCAAGGUGUCGUGGCUGAAGGAAGAGCUUGGCUUCGACGAGGCACUGAACUACAAAGAUCCCCAGUUCGCGAAGAAGUUCAGGGAUGCAACCAAGGGUCUUAUUGAUGUUUACUUCGACAACGUGGGUGGGGAGAUCCUUGACCUCGCUCUCUCACGAGCCAAGCCUUUCGCGCGGUUCGUUAUGUGCGGCGCGAUUUCGGAGUACAACAAGAAGAAGCCUCAGGGUCCAAAGAACUACAUGAUGAUCAUCUCCAUGCGCAUUCGUAUGCAAGGAUUCGUCGUUUUCGACUUCGCAGACAAGUACGCCGAAGCAAGGAAACAGCUUGCUCAAUGGCUCUCAGAGGGAAAGCUCAAGCGAAAAGAGACAAUCAUCAAGGGAGGUAUCAACAAGGCGGAGGAUGCACUAGUUGGAUUGUUCGAGGGAAAAAACACCGGCAAAAUUAUGGUGCAGGUGGCGGACCCAGAGGCAGUAAAGGCGAAGUUGUAG
Molecule: messenger RNA, 1044 nt
Organism: Alternaria atra
Lineage: Eukaryota; Fungi; Ascomycota; Dothideomycetes; Pleosporales; Pleosporaceae
Exons: 3
Coding region: 1-1044 (347 amino acids)
Molecular function (GO): oxidoreductase activity, acting on the CH-CH group of donors, NAD or NADP as acceptor
Source: RefSeq, a predicted model, not a curated record